UGCAUCGGGUGAUAUAGUUUCCAGCCCUUUUAGUUUAUUACCCCAUAUUGUUAAGGGCACUUUUUUGUGUUCUCCAUAAGUUUUAGAUUGGUAUGUUUAAAUUUGAAGAUGAAAUUAAUGCAAAUUCAUUUGAAAAUUGCCUUAGUGCUUGUUUUUGGAAUACAAUGCGCAAGAGCCUAUCGCAAGUACUACAUAGAAGAUGAAUGCAUUUCCCAAAAAAGGCAACAGGAGAUUAAUUUCGAACUUCCUGCAUCAGGUCCAGAUUCAGUCGGUGAAAUUAAAUCCAAUAGAUUUGGAACUUAUUCCAGAACCGGAAGGAAUUGUCUUUUCAAACUCAUACCACCUAAGGGAUAUGGCAUCGUUAUUACAGUUCUCAAAAUUGAUUUCAGAAGUCCUGAUGAAUGCAACGACUAUAUAAAGAUAUUCGACGGAAAGGAUGAUGUUGAAAAGCUUUGCCAAUACCAGGAAGUCGGAUUGAAUGGCAAGACAUACUUUUCAGAGGACGACAUUAAGAUUUUGUAUCAUACGUCAGGUGAUGGAAUGGGAUUCAACAACGGAAUUAGACUCAUUUUUACAGUUACUAAACCAGACGCUGAGCUUGGAUCGUGUUCUGCCCCUAGUGAAUUUAGAUGCGACAACGCCCGAUGCAUCUGGGCUGGUGUUACCUGCGACGGCAUUAAUAACUGUGGUGACGCUAGUGACGAGCAUUCUGCGGAACAUCCUCAUUGCCGUAUGUACCAACAGCUUUCGAAGACCUUCUUUUCUAGAUUAGCUGAAGUCACGCCUGUUGCAAUUGCAGCCGUUGUCCUGGGCAUAACUACCUUCAUUGCGAUUGUUGUAGCAAUGUGCCUCUGCUGCUGCCGUGCACAAUCAGAUAGACCUCAGAAACCUCCACUCAUAGAAGAUUUUCCAGUAAGACCAAAUGGUGGAUACAUUCCGCUUCCUGGGUAUUCUUAUGGUGCAGUGGAACACACUAUUGGGCAUCUUCAACCAGUGCAUUCACCUUACUCUGCAUACCCAUCGGCACCUAUGGAAUACAAUCCAAGGCAGCAAUACAAUCUAAGACAGCAAUACAGUCCAAGACAACCGUCCUGCCAUAUACGUGGUGGAAUACCAUCUGUGACGCAAAAAGUAGAAAUUAGAUAUGAUAAACCGCCACAGUAUGAAGCAUAACUCUUCUGUGCUUGUUAAAUACAUGAGGGGGAGAUAGGACAUCUUGGUUAUAAGAUUGUUUUAUCAAUGCGGAAGAUCAGCGUGUUUUCAGAUUUUAAUCUUUGGAAAACAGGCUUAACUUCAACGUUCCUGAAGAUAGGUCUCUAGCUGUCAAAUUUACAUAAAUGAAGUAAUCUAUCUACGUACAUAUUCAGAGUGUGCACAUGGGUACUAAACAUAUUUUAAACUUUGGCACUCAUACUGAGCAAAAGAUCAAAAGCAAGAAAUAAGAGUCAUAAGUAUAUAAGUACUCAUAUAGUUAUAAGAGUCAUUCUUAUAACUAUAUGAGCUACUUCAGGCAUAGACAUAGCAUUAAAACCAUUAAUUUUAAAGACAGAAUAAAUAUUAUUUUGGUGAUGAGAAACGUGCUUUUUUCAUUAUUUCUAAGCAAUGAUGGAUUUUCAAUACCGAUAGUUCGAUAAGUAAAAUGAACUACAGAUUUUCUUUUUCGAAAUAUUUUUUAUAGCAUUUUGAGUUAAUAUUUUAUAAUACUUACUGAAAGAGAACUUUUUAAAGAAUUAGAAGACAAAUAACAUUACUGGCAUUUUUUCAACAAUGCCUGCAGCAAAUGAUGUUACUAAUAAUGAUGAAGUAAAAUAAGCAUUUCUAUUUCGGGCUUAUUACGGAAAAAAGACUGUUUGCAUUUCUUAAAUAUCUAAUUGAUAUUUUAUUAUUAGGUUUUAUUAGACGGCAAUAAAUUAUUUAUUUUGGAAAGCCGUUUCUUGAAUUUUUCGCAUCUAAUUGUAUAUCAACUAUGUGGUAGUUUUAAAAAUAUGAAACUAUACACAAAAAGUGAAACUUCGUUUGAUAAUUAACAUAAAGCAAUAAGCUGCGUUCGUUUUUUAAUGCUAUAGCGUAGAACUAGGACUUGUUUCCUGCAUUAUUUUUAUGGAUAUGUUUUCUCUUACAAUUGCAUUUACUGUAGUUUUAUACUUGUACUUUAUGCGAAAAUGUAGACUUUUAUUUUAAAAUAAACUUAGCUUCAAACA
This is a messenger RNA of Uloborus diversus, 2201 nucleotides long. RefSeq names its product abnormal cell migration protein 13-like. The transcript is spliced from 5 exons. The record is from RefSeq and is a predicted model, not a curated record. Gene Ontology annotation, molecular function: protein binding. The coding region runs from base 109 to 1173 and encodes 354 amino acids. Lineage: Eukaryota; Metazoa; Arthropoda; Arachnida; Araneae; Uloboridae.